This is a messenger RNA of Toxotes jaculatrix (banded archerfish), 1248 nucleotides long. It is a transcript of the gene p2rx2, whose product is annotated as purinergic receptor P2X, ligand-gated ion channel, 2. Gene Ontology annotation, biological process: monoatomic cation transmembrane transport; response to ATP. Gene Ontology annotation, molecular function: extracellularly ATP-gated monoatomic cation channel activity; ATP binding; purinergic nucleotide receptor activity. The record is from RefSeq and is a predicted model, not a curated record. NCBI's taxonomy places the organism in Eukaryota, Metazoa, Chordata, Actinopteri, Toxotidae. Gene Ontology annotation, cellular component: nuclear inner membrane; plasma membrane. The transcript has 12 exons. Bases 1 to 1248 code for a protein of 415 amino acids.
AUGUGUGACGCAUUUUAUCAUUUCAUCAUGGGACUACGUGAGUUUAUAAAGGAGUAUUUUCUUAGUUUCUGGGACUAUGAGACACCAAAGGUGAUGGUGGUUAAAAACAGAACUCUUGGAGUUAUUUACAGAGGCGUUCAGUUUCUUGUGAUCACCUAUUUCAUCUGGUAUGUCUUUAUAAGUCAGAAAGCAUACCAAGAGAGUGAAACCCGUCCAGAGAGCUCGGUUUACACGCUAAUGAAAGGCACGGCAGUUCAUGGUGAUGACAUCCUGGACACUGUGGAGUACGCUCGACCCUCAGAGGGUGGUGAUGUGAUUAGUACAAUAUUGAGACGAGAAGUCACGUAUGAUCAGAGGCAAGGGACCUGUGCUGAGUAUUUCAAAGUUGCCAAUGCCAAAUGUACAAGAGACUCUGACUGUGUCCAGGGGGAGGUUGACUUUGAUGGCCAUGGCAGAAGGACCGGCAGAUGUGUUCAGUACUAUAACCACACCUUCAAAACUUGUGAGAUCCAAACUUGGUGUCCUAUUGAGGAGUAUGCUGUAGUACGUGAACCGGCAUUAGUGGAGGCCAUCAACUUCACAGUGUUCAUCAGGAACUCUAUCCACUUCCCCAAAUUUAAAGUGCUGAGGGGAAAUAUCAAAGAUGCUUCAAAUAAGCGUGGCAUGCAGAAAUACCUCAAUAAGUGUCACUAUGAUGAGGAGAAAGAGCCUUACUGUCCAAACUUCCGCCUGGGCUACAUCGCAGAUCAAGCGCGGGAGAAUUUCAGUGAGCUCUGCAGGACGGGGGGAGUGAUAGGAGUUUUCAUUAACUGGAAGUGUAACCUGGACCUGGAUCCAUCACACUGUAAACCUACAUAUUCUUUCCGCCGUCUUGACCUCAGAAAGGAUCAGGUCAACUCUGGAUACUAUUACCGAUUUGCCAAAUAUUACAAUAAGGAUGGGGUGGAGUCUCGGACACUCAUCAAGGCCUAUGGCAUCCGUCUGGAUGUCAUUGUUCAUGGACAUGCUGGUAAAUUCAGUCCCAUCCCCACCAUCAUCAGCACUGUGACUGCUAUGACUUCAGUUGGGAUUUGCACCAUUAUCUGUGACUGGAUCAUGCUGACGUUUAUUGACAAGAAUGAAAUCUACAGUGAGAGAAAGUUUGAUGAAGUUGUCAAGGUGCCCACAGUGCCCAUUCCCACAGAGCUCAGCUACAUCAACAGCUACGGCUCAAACCACUCAGACCUGUCAGACGGUGUACCACUGUGA